AUGGAUGAUUGUGUGAAUGUCUCUUAUGAAAAGAUUAUGGACAAACAUACUGAUGAUUUUGAGGGUUUCCGAAUGAAACCAAAUGAACACGAUGAUGAGUUUUAUCUGACUUUUUUGAGGUUUGUGGUUAGUUUUGUGAAGGAUAUCAAGUGUAUGCUUGAGGAAGAAAAGAUGACUAUGGAACUUAUGAAAAACACAACAAUUUCUUUUCAUGAACUAGUAACAAAAGAUGAGAAGGAAGAUGGUAUGCUACAUAUGUUAACAGUGGAAAUGAAAGAUGAUUCACACCACAAGACACAAGCAGAUGAUGAUUGGCAACAAAAAUUUGAGAAAGAUGAUGGGAGAAGUGAAAUUCUAGAAAUAGCCCUGUUGGUUGAAGUGGUAAAAGUCUAG
This is a messenger RNA of Lactuca virosa, 393 nucleotides long. Lineage: Eukaryota; Viridiplantae; Streptophyta; Magnoliopsida; Asterales; Asteraceae. The record is from the annotation of a GenBank genome assembly.